Molecule: messenger RNA, 429 nt
Organism: Protopolystoma xenopodis
Lineage: Eukaryota; Metazoa; Platyhelminthes; Monogenea; Polystomatidea; Polystomatidae
Source: the annotation of a GenBank genome assembly
AUGCAGGUUAUUUCUCGACACAAAGAGGCCGAGCCUGGUCAACGCUCCGAGCCAUCAGUUCCUACAGAUCUUCAUGCCGUUGCUACUUCAUCCUCCUGCUUUGACAUUCCAGAAGAGCAGGUCGAUGUGCUUUGUCUGUUUGGUGGAUGGGAUUGCAAAUCUGAUCGGCGCCUCGCGGACGUUACGUGUGUUUCUCUUUCAGGCUCUUCUAGAUGGCAGUCCUGGCGUCUUGGUGCACUACCCAAUAACGAGCGUCUAGACCGGGCAUCGGCCCUCCUCGCAGAAGGUGACAUUGUUUUUGUCGUGGGCGGUGAGCGCAAGGGUGGCACAGUAUCUCCUAGCACUUUUAUCUUCGAGAUAGCAAAAUCUCGCUGGUUGGUAGGCCCCAAGCUUCAAACAUGUAGCUCUGGGGAAAGCCUUCGCUAUUAA